AUGAGUUGUCGGACAACCCCCAACUCGUCUCCUUCAUCGAAGACUACCUCGGAACCAGCAUUGAAACUCUUGAAUUAUUCAGUUCCCUCGAGGAAUGCCCUCGAUGAAGCUCACUCCACCGUCUACCUCGCUGGCCGAGCAGUCUACCUCUUCGAAUGUGGCAUGCCUAUCUCGUCCGUCUUCGAGGAUCUUGAACAACUCAAAACUCAAGGUAACCCAUUCCACCUUUUCCCUCAAAACUACGUGGAUAAGCUCAAGAGCUUGUGCGAGGUCCACGGUUCCUACAUCCAGAAGCUCUCAGAGCGCGAGAAAGACCUGGAUCGAAAGCUCGGCAAAGUUGAAUAUUGGAAGACAGUUGGUUCUUGUGUUUGCUUUGUGGCCGUCGUUGGAUUGUUGAUAGGCUCUGCGGUGCUUGCGAUUAUGGGUGCUCCGCCGGUGGCCAUCACAAUACUUGGAUUGGCCGGCAGUGCAAUCGCACUGCUGGAAAAGGAGAUUGAGCUUCUUACCGAUAAGCGUAAGAGCGUGAUUGAAGGUGAGAGAGACAUCAUUAUUGAACUAAAGAAGCAAAUUUAUGAGCUCGAUGACAUUAAUGAGCUUGUUAAACAGUUGGAGGAACUGGUUAACUCGGUUGAUGGGUAUGCUGGGUUUCGAAUGGAAAAGAGAAAUAAUGAUGAGGAGGUGAAGAAGGAGGUGAAGUUGACGAAAGCCAUGUAUGGCAUCAAGAUUAAGGCUAAGCGUUUAAACAAAAGGGUUAAGGAUAUGAAGAAGGAGGUGAACCUGCGUCGUGAGAAUCUGAGGACAGCCGUGGCCACCAUCUUGAUGGCUGUCAAAACUGAUAAAUAUGAAUGUGUGUCUUGUGUUGGGUCUAUGCCAUAA
Dioscorea cayenensis subsp. rotundata (Guinea yam) is the source of this 876-nucleotide messenger RNA. RefSeq names its product UPF0496 protein At5g66675-like. Bases 1 to 876 code for a protein of 291 amino acids. The record is from RefSeq and is a predicted model, not a curated record. NCBI's taxonomy places the organism in Eukaryota, Viridiplantae, Streptophyta, Magnoliopsida, Dioscoreales, Dioscoreaceae. The transcript has a single exon.